GGUAUUUUCGUUUGUUGGUUAAAACGAAAAAUCUAACUAACAAAACGUACACGGAGUCACGGACCCUGUGUCCACCCUCCUGUGCAGCAGGCGGCGGUAUGCCCCGGCCUUCAGGCUGUCAGAGGAAGAAAGAACAUUCCAGAGCUAACAGCCCGACCCGCGAGCCGUGAGUGUGGAGAACAGAGAUCACUGAGGGAUGGUAUGGACCUUUACUGAACAGGAAACACUGGAGUAAAUCAUGGAGUCCGGUCACCUCCUCUCUCCUGAAUCCACGGUGACGUCCCUGCUGUCCAGCUCCAGUCACCUGAGGAGCAGCCUGCUGGCUCCUGAACACAACUCCACCUUCAGAUACAGAGAUAAGAACUACACCUCGGCCUCUGCGGCGUUGGACGCCUACAUCUCAGACUUUGAGCGGAGUCGGAGCAGCCAGUUUGUUACGGGGGGGCUGGUUCUGCCUCACAGUCUGCCCUCCACGCCGAGGGGACCCAGAGCGAGCACGCUCAGAAACACAGAUGUUCUCAGGGAACAUUUGACCGACAGAGAGCUGGACUUCCUGAACCUCCCCGUUAGCUCCCUCCAUCACCGUGGCAACAGAGAUAGACUCUCUAUGACUACAGACGAGCUGCUAUCUAUUCCUUAUGACGGCUCGAUGCCUGUCACGCACACCUCCGCCUUCCUCCAAGGUCUCCUGUCACAGUGCGGAGCCCCCCAGCCCAGAGCAGCACACAGGAACCGGGACAGACUCAGCAGCAGCCACCCUGCCCCCCAAAUGAAGUCCCACCACCCCCAUCCAACCAGAAGCUCCAGGUGCAGAGGCAGACCGGGGGCAGUCAUGAUGAAUCCAGACGUUGACAUGGUCUCCCCCCACAGGCAGUGUGCACAGAGAGCAGACCCCUCUGUGUGUCUGCACCUCCCCCGCUGGUUUACCUCCAACAAGACCGACAUGGACUGUUCUGGGAUCAGCAGUGUGCCGGACCAGAAGUACCCAGCCUGGAUCCAGCGCUGUGAUGUCAGCGAGCGGCCCCCACCCUCAGAGUCAGAUUUGUGGGAUGAGCAAGAUCCCAGAGGUGGCGCUCCUUCCUGGGUAGCAGAGCUGGACCAUGAGGAUCAGACCCUUUCACAGCUUGUGUGUGUGCAGGUUGACAGUCGGCAGACUCUGAGAGAUCUGAGGCUUCAGUUAGCUGAACACAUCUCUCUACUCGCUGCAGAGAACAACAGAUCGGGCAUUGUGGAAACUAUGUUCAGAGACAACAGGCUGGAGUCUCUGAUCCAGAAAGCCGAUCAGGUGCUGAGCUGUCUGACUCACAAUCCUGCAGUAGGUGGAGCUGAUGGAGCUGUCAGUCCAGCGAACACUGAGGAGCUGCUUUCUUCCUCUCACUGUUGUCCACCCAUCAGGGACUCUGUGACAGUGGGGGGUGUCACAGAGGCUGGGACUGACAGAGGGGCUCAGGGGCCGUGCUCCGGACUCCAUGGAACCGGCGUGUUUAAGCAGCCAGGUCCAGUGGAGGCUCUGAAACAGAUGCUGUUCAGACUGCAGGCGGUGGAGGCGGAGCUUCAGAGACAACCACAGGCUCCAGCUGCUGCAACACCUGCUGACAGGCUGCACACAGAGGAGGCUCCACUGAAGCAGACUGCCAUGUUCCGCCCAUGUUGUGUUCAAGGACGGCCAGGAAAAACAGUCAGGAGUCAGGAAAAACUAGAUCUGAAGGUGGGGCAGAUCUGGAGACUUUUCCUGGUGGACCUUCACUCCAGAGAGCUAUGCAUCACCUGAGCCGUCUGAAAGUGCUGGUGGAAGAACCCAAAGAGAAACCCAAAGAGGAAAGAGGGCAGAAGGAUGAAGAUGAAGGACGUUACUCCUCUUCCUCUGCUGACGGACUCUCCUGCACCCAGCUGAAACCCUCCUGAAGCUGAAGUCCUCUUCCAGAGCGAGGGCCUUCGGUUAGUGUGGCCCUCAACCCUCAGGCAAUGUGGACCUCAGAGUCCUCUCUGUCCUCUGGGACUGUUGGCUGUCACCUCCAGCAGCAACAUCACAUGGUCUUAGGUUACUUCCGUUCUGGAGUUGUGUGUUGGAUGAAAAGGUGCAAUCCUCUAAAAAAAUUACUCGGCCAGAGACUAAAUCAAAUUAUUUUUUUAAAUAUGUUCAAGUUGUUUAAAGUGUUAAAAAAAAAGCUUUAAAACAUUGGAUACAGCUCACAGUUGUGGAAGUUUGAAACUUGAAAAAGGACAAAAAAAUAUAGACCAAAUAAACGUUUUGUAAGUCCUCUUGUUUGACAUUUGACCGGGGUUACAGGAAAUGAUGGUUCCUAAAGCUCUAAUACAAUAAAAGGGAUAUCAGAUGGAAAGAGCUGUUGGAUGGUGGAUUGUUUUACUUUUGAUGGAGCUAGACCUCCGCUUCCAGUUUUGUGCUGGUUCUGCAGCGUCUCAGUGAUGUUAAAGACAAUCCCUCUCUGAAGGAAGAAAUGACCAAACAGAUGUGCUAAAAGUGUCAUAUUGAGAUCAGAAAUAGCCAAUAUGAAUAAAGGACAUAAUGUUGUUUGUUACUGCACUGACAUUUUCUUCAAUGAUAACUCUUUCUAUAAAUAGCCAAGCUAUCAGCGAUGCUGUCCGGGUGGCAGUGUCACAUUGCUAGUUGGAUACAUUAAUGCAUUAACAUGUUAGCAUUCUGUCAAGUAAAACUGCUAAAACUAAACCUAAGCUUGGAAAUGUGUCAGAACCCAUUCAUUUUAUAUUUUUUUAUUUUGCUAUACAUCAGCAUGUUUACCAUGGAUGUGAGCAUGCUAACUGGAGCAUUUUAAAAUAUGAACGUUAACAAGUGAACAUGUCAACUGUCACUGUAGUCAUAUUAACAUGCUAUCAUUAAAAUGUCUAAAUGCCAA
Messenger RNA from Trematomus bernacchii (emerald rockcod), 2876 nucleotides. RefSeq names its product chromosome unknown C18orf54 homolog (gene cunh18orf54). Lineage: Eukaryota; Metazoa; Chordata; Actinopteri; Perciformes; Nototheniidae. The transcript has 16 exons. Bases 239 to 1771 code for a protein of 510 amino acids. The record is from RefSeq and is a predicted model, not a curated record.